Molecule: messenger RNA, 784 nt
Organism: Castor canadensis (American beaver)
Lineage: Eukaryota; Metazoa; Chordata; Mammalia; Rodentia; Castoridae
Source: RefSeq, a predicted model, not a curated record
CGUGGCGCCGGCGGGCCAUGGCCCUCCUGCUGUUCCUGAGUAUGACCGCGGCGCUGGCCCGCGGCUGCCUGCACUGCAACGGCAAUUUCUCAGAGAAGUUCUCCUUCUACCGCCACCACGUAAAUCUUAAGUCCUGGUGGGUGGGUGACAUCCCCGUGUCUGGGGCGCUGCUCACCGACUGGAGUCUGGACACGAUGAAGGAACUGCACUUGGCCAUUCCCGCGGAGAUCACCCGGGAGAAGCUGGACCAAGUGGCGCGAAUAGUGUAUCAUAGGAUGGACCAGCUGUACCAAGGGAAGAUGUACUUCCCGGGGUAUUUUCCCAAUGAACUGCGAGCCAUCUUCCGGGAGCAAGUGCAUCUCAUCCAAAAUGCCAUCAUCGAAAGUCGCAUUGAUUGUCAGCAUCACUGCGGCAUCUUCCAGUACGAGACCAUCUCCUGCAACAAUUGCACGGACUCACACGUCAUCUGCUUUGGCUACAACUGCGAGUCAUCGGAGCAGUGGGAGUCAGCUGUUCGAGGCCUUCUGAGUUACUUACAUAAUUGGCACAAACAGGACACCAGCAUGAGCCUGACAUCAUCAAGCUUCACCUGUUUGGAGUUGGCCAACCUAACACUGGAAAAUGUUACUGAGUGCCUGACCCAGCACUGACAGUGGUUGCUUUGCCCCAGGCCACAAUGGAGCCAGGACUCAGCUGGACUGUCCUGGACUGUUCCUCUGGAGUAGGCUUGCUGCUGCCUCGGGUUUCCCUCUCCAUCCCUCAGGUUUCCCCCUCCAUCCCUUGG